Messenger RNA from Emiliania huxleyi CCMP1516, 1086 nucleotides. RefSeq lists its product as hypothetical. Gene Ontology annotation, molecular function: ATP binding; nucleic acid binding. The record is from RefSeq and is a predicted model, not a curated record. The annotation marks the transcript as partial. NCBI's taxonomy places the organism in Eukaryota, Haptophyta, Isochrysidales, Noelaerhabdaceae. The transcript has 2 exons.
CUCUUCCCAAUCCAGUCGGCCACCUUCGACCUCAUCUUCGGGGGCGACGACCUCAUCGGCCGCGCUCACACCGGCUGUGGCAAGACGCUCGCCUGCCUAGAAGCGGAAUGCAUUUGGGGAGAUAUUCCGACGAUCCAACAGGUGGGGCGCGAGAUAUGGGGAGAUAUGGGGAGGAUACGGGGAGAUAGUCCGACGCGAGAGCUUUCGCUGCAGGUGGGGCGCGAGUUCGCCGCCGUCGCACCCACCCUGACCUGCUGCUGCGUGUACGGCGGCGCGCCGAUCGGGGCGCAGUGCUCCGAGCUGCGGCGCGGGGUCGACGUGCUGAUUGGGACGCCCGGCCGAGUCAAGGACUUGAUGGGCCGCUCUGCGCUCGAGCUGUGCGAUGUGCUCUGCGCCACUCUGGACGAGGCCGACCAGAUGCUUGACAUGGGCUUCGCCGACGACAUGGCGGAGAUCCUCGCCACUUGCACGCGCGAGGACCGGCAGACGUGUCUCUUCUCGGCGACGUUGCCGCCGUGGGUCGUUAAGGAGGCGCCGAAGUACAUGCGCCCCUCGCCGCGCGUAGUCGACUUGGUCGGCGACAAGGAGAAGAAGGCUUCGUCCGACGUGCGCCACCUCGCCAUCCCCUCGCCCGGCCCGAUGAGCGCCCGGUCCUCGACAAUCAACGACGUCAUCUCGAUGUACACCACCUCCUCGGGCCGCGUGAUCGUCUUUUGCCAGACCAAGGCCGAGUGCGACGACCUGACCAACUCGGACGCGCUCAAGCUCGAGGCAAAGUGCCUGCACGGCGACAUCCCGCAGGCCGUGCGCGAAAAGACGAUGGCCGCCUUCCGCAGCGGCAAGUUCCGCGUCCUCAUCGCCACCGACGUCGCCGCGCGCGGGCUCGACAUGAUCGUCGAUCUCGUGCUCCAGGCCAAGCCGCCGAUGCGGCAGCGCUCUCUCCGCCCCGACGAAGAGACUUACGUCCACCGCUCGGGCCGCACCGGCCGCGCCGGCCGCAAGGGCAUCUGCGUGACGCUCUACGGGCCGCGCGACCGCGAGGCGGUCGAGCAGAUCGAGCGCUUCACAAAGAACCGCUUCGAGUGG